UGAACGAGAAGGCAAAGAUCGGCAUCUUUGCCAAACUCGCAGUGAUGAGAAAGAACCACAAGGUCGGGCGAUUGAAGCUUUACACGUUCGUCAAUAUAUGGAAAAUCGCCAUUGCGUUUGCGCUGAUGGUCACGUUUGGUGUAGACACGCUCACUAAGCCAAAAAUCACAUGGUUGACCAGCGAGAAUAAUGCCUUUGUAACUAAACAUAUGUGGAUAUGGUGUGUGUGGCUAUUAUCGCAAAUGUAUACUACAUCACACGUCUUCUUCCCAACAAUAGAAAGGUUGGCUAAACGCAACAAAAUGUUCAUCAAACCAUUUAAUGAGAUCGUCAACAUGGAUACCGCUGCACCAUUGAAUCGCUUACCCGACAAGAAAGUAACAGAUGACCGGCGAACCCAAGAACUAGACAAGGAUCUGGGACGCUUAAACCUAACUUGCUCUGAAGUGACAAUGGAAUCGGACAUUGGCGAGAUUAAGACAUCCCCUGCCGAUCAGGCGACCGUCAAUGGCGUGACACACAUUUAUUUCUGCGCUACCAUGUGGCAUGAAACAUCAAAUGAAAUGGUUCAGCUGCUUAAGUCUAUAUUUAGAUGUGACAAAGACCAAUGCGCUCGUCGUCUAGCUAUUAAAUACCUGAAUAAAGAAGAUCCAGACUAUUACGAAUUCGACGCGCACAUAUUUUUUGACGAUGCAAUGAGGUUCGACAAAAAUCUCAACUGUUACGUGGUGAACAACUUUGUAAGGACCUUUAUCAGCGUCCUUGAUGUUGCUGCAAGGGCGGUGACAGGCGCCCCUCUUCCGAAGUAUACCUAUAAGAAGAUUCCUACUCCGUAUGGGGGUCGACUAGAGUGGGAAUUACCGGGAGAGAAUAUACUCGUUGUUCAUCUGAAAGAUAGCGCGAAAAUACGACAUCGAAAACGUUGGAGCCAGGUCAUGUAUAUGUACUACCUAUUGGGAUGGAAGCUAAUCGACCAGUCGAAAGGCACACCCAUCGAGAAGCAAGUAGCUGCUGACAACACCUACAUUCUUGCACUUGACGGUGACGUCGAUUUUCAACCAUCUGCCGUGCGCCUCCUAGUGGAUCUCAUGAAACGCGACAUAACUGUGGGUGCCACAUGUGGUCGCAUUCACCCCAUUGGCUCAGGCCCAAUGAUAUGGUAUCAGAAGUUCGAGUACGCCAUAGGCCAUUGGCUGUUGAAAGCAACCGAGCACAUGAUCGGAUGCGUGCUCUGCAGUCCAGGAUGCUUCAGUUUGUUCCGUGCCAGCGCCCUAAUGGCACCCAACGUCAUGAGGCGAUACGCCUGCAAGGCCGUGAAAGCCCGCGACUACAUUCAGUUUGAUCAAGGCGAAGACAGGUGGCUCUGCACGCUGCUACUGCAGCAGGGAUUCAGAGUGGAGUACUCAGCAGCCGCCGACGCACUUACGUAUUCACCCGAAGGUUUCUUUGAGUUCUACAACCAGCGUCGCCGAUGGACGCCCUCGACUAUGGCCAACGUUCUAGAUCUACUCGGAGAUGCAAGCAACACGGUGAAGAAGAACACGACAGUGUCGUGGCUAUACAUGGUAUACCAGGCCGUGCUGUUCGGCACCGCUAUAAUUGGACCGGGAACUGCUUUCCUAAUGAUAUCCGGUGCUCUCGACGCUGCACUACCAGGGACGGAAGACAAUCCGAACAGCAUAUAUUGGUUCGUAUUCCUAAAUUUAGUGCCUGUGAUGCUGUUCGUCAUUGUCUGCUUAGUUGCUGAGUCCAGUAUACAGCUCAAGCUUGCUGGAAUUCUUACCGGAAUCUACAGCCUAUUGAUGAUGAUAGUCGUUGUCGGUACCGUGGUGCAAAUAGCCGAACAGGGAGCCAACUCGCCCAGUGCCGUCUUCAUGUGGUUGAUGCUUGGUGUUUUCGGAGGAGCCGCCAUAUUACACCCGAAAGAAUUUUUCUGCAUAUUACAUAUAGUGAGGAUUUACUUAUCUCCAACUAGUGAACCCAUCGGACACAGAGAUAUCCUGAAACACAUCAUUGAGUUGAAGAUGGACAUACCUGUUAUAACUCCCCACAACAAUAUUGUUCAACGCGAUGACUCAUCUUACCCAUACUGGCUGGAGGAUGAACAUCUGCACAACGGAACCGUUCACUUGCUCACUGAAGAUGAGCUCGCCUUCUGGACAGACCUCAUCGAAAAAUACUUGCAUCCGUUACAAGAGGACAAGAAAUAUAAGGAACAGAUCGCAAAAGACUUGAAAGAGCUGAGAAACAACAGCGUACUGGGGCUUUUAAUACUGAAUGGUCUUUUCGUCACCAUCGUCUUCUUUCUACAAAUCAAUCCAUCAACUCACAUUCCAUGGCCAUUUAUUGAAGGCCAGUCACUCGACCCGAUCGGACUUAUGUUCAUGGCGUUCUACAUCGUACUGCUGGUACUGCAGUUCAUCGCCAUGUUGUUCCACAGAAUGGGCACCUUUAUGCACAUCUUAUCUGCCACGACGAUCAGUUGUUGUGGAAAGGCGGUACCAGAGUCGACAGGUGAUGACGACCUGUUAAAAAAUGGCGUCGGCUAUGCCAAAGAGCUCGCUAACCUGCAGGGUAUAGAUAGCGAUGACGAGAGCGAGGGAGACGGUGGUAACCUUCCGCAACCUCACGACCAACGUUUAGACCGUUACGGCGAUUCUCGCGGUACCGUAAUGGACAUGGUCAACAAGAAGUCAGUGCGUAUCAAACACCGGCGGCAGAAGACCAUCAAGUACGAGGAUGCCUUCAAGAAGAGAAUGGCACACAUUCCAGGAGCAAAUCAACCGGGAGAGGCAAGUCUGCAGCUUGGCGAAACCCGCGGUACGAUAAGGAUCACGCGAAAGCUGACCGUGUCCAGAGAUACAGCGCAGGCGCUGCGGAGACGAUUUACCGAUUAUAAGGAUAACAGGGAUGCUGAUGACAACGAAAUAUCGAGGCCACGCAGACAUCGUGGACCGGGGGAGAGACAUGCUAAACGUUACGGUCACCCCGAUUACCAACCACCCGAAGACACGAGUUUUCCAUUGUACGAUGAAACCAACGUCGAUUCAAUGUGA
This is a messenger RNA of Priapulus caudatus, 3056 nucleotides long. RefSeq lists its product as uncharacterized. The record is from RefSeq and is a predicted model, not a curated record. Gene Ontology annotation, cellular component: cell septum; cell periphery. Gene Ontology annotation, molecular function: chitin synthase activity. NCBI's taxonomy places the organism in Eukaryota, Metazoa, Priapulida, Priapulimorpha, Priapulimorphida, Priapulidae. Bases 45 to 3056 code for a protein of 1003 amino acids. The transcript has 16 exons.